UAAAGAUGGAGUUUGCUGAGCUGAUCCGCAUCUCUCGGUGUGACCGUGUGAUGCUCCACCGGCCCCACCCGGUGCUGGAUGGCACACUGUGCAUCACGGGGCACCACCUCAUUGUGUCUGCUCAUGGAGAGGAGCCAGAAGAACUCUGGCUUCUGCACAGCAACAUUGAUGCCAUUGAGAGAAGGCAGCAGGGCAUGACAGGGGGAACACUCUGGCUCAAGUGUAAAGACCUGCGCAUCCUCCAGCUGGACAUCAUCGGUGCUGACCAGUUUGCUAAAGUUGCUGACACGUUAGAGGAUCUCAUUCGUGUGGAGGAUCCAAUGUUCCAGUAUCCCUUUUUCUACCGUGCCAUGUACAAUGUUUUGGAGGACGGCUGGACCACCUUCCUGCCAGAAUCUGAGUUUUCUCGCGUCAUCCAGCAGGGUGAUGACUGGAGGAUAUCUUAUGUUAACAAAGAUUAUAAGGUUUGUUCAUCAUAUCCAGCUGCUGUUGUGGUGCCAAAGAACAUUGAAGACAGUGAUCUUGUAGCUAUUGCGAACUUCCGCCAAGGGGGUCGCUUCCCUGUCCUCGCCUACCGCCACGAAGGAUCGGCUGUUCUUAUGAGAAGCGGUCAGCCUCUCAUCACUGCCAAUGGGAAGCGAUGCAAGGAGGAUGAGCGUUUACUGAACAGUGUGCUGGCUCGAGAAAAGCGAGGCUACAUCAUUGACACUCGCACUCAAAACUUGGCGCAGUCUGCAAAAAAUCUUGCGCAGUCAGCAAAAGUUCAGCUGCGGGGCGGAGGCUAUGAGCCAGAGCUGCACUACCCAAACUGGCGCCGCGUCCACAAGCCCAUAGACCGCCACCACGUGCUGCUUGACUCCCUCACCAAACUCAUGGAUGGUGUGAAUGAUACAAACUCUGGAACGGACAAGUGGCUGAGUCGUCUUGAGAGCAGCAACUGGAUGAACAACAUCAAAGAGACCCUGAAUUGUGCCUGUCUUGUGGCUCAGUGCUUGGACCAGGAUGGAGCCUCAGUUCUUGUUCAUGACACAGAUGGGUUGGACUCAGCACUACAAGUCACCUCACUAGCCCAGAUCAUCCUUAAUCCAGACUGUCGAACUGUCAGAGGAUUUGAAGCACUUAUUGAGCGAGAAUGGAUACAAGGUGGACAUCCAUUUGCAACCCGUCAUGCACGGUCCUGCUACACACCCAGUGCCCAGCGCUCCAAGAUCAAUGCCCCAACCUUCCUUCUCUUCCUGGACUGUGUCUACCAGAUUCACUCUCAGUUCAGCUGUAGCUUUGAAUUUGCUGAAAAUUUCCUUGUGAUGUUAUUUGAACAUUCAUAUUCAUCACAGUUUGGUACAUUUUUAGGGAACAAUGAAGGUGAGAGAAAAAACAUGAAGGCCCCUGAGAGGACAGCCAGCCUUUGGUCAUACAUUAACAGACAUGAGGUGCUUCCCAAGUACCUCAACCCAUUGUAUGAGCCAAAUCAACGUGUCAUAUGGCCUUCUGUGGCUCCAAUGAGUCUGCAACUGUGGGCUGGUGUGUUCCUGAGAUGGGUGGUUGACCAGGGCCCGCAGGAGGCUGCCUGGCUGGUGGUGAAGGAGUUACGGGAGCGAGAUGCCGCCCUUCGCUCCAAGGUGUCGCGGCUGAGGCGGCAACUGCAGGACCUGGAGAGGGAGGCGCUGGAAGUGGGCAUACUGUCACCAACAAUGGAGCUAGAGGUGGCCUAGGGAGGGGAAUGAGGCUCUCAGGUUGUUAUUUAUGAAAGCUUGAUAGCAUAUGUGUGAGUGUGUGUGUAUAUAUAGUAUGUAUGUGUUGUUGAUCAGAUAAUUAUUUGACAAUUUUGUACUUUAUUUGUGUUAAACAGUAUUUUCUUUACAUUUACAUUUCAAAGCUGUUAGUAUUUUUAGUUCUUGUAAUAGACUAGUCAUCACAUUACACCUUCAUAGAAAAUAAAUUUCCCAAGAGAUGUAAAUUGUUUUGAAAAUGAUUGAAUUAUUUAAUACAAUUUUUCUGUAUUUAAGUUUAGCAACUUUUAAUAUGAAAUAUGUGUAGUGUUGAACUGACUACUUGUAUAAUCUUAUAAGCAAAUGUUAUAUAUGUGCAUAAUGUUAAUUGUACAUACAAUUUCAUGACAAAAUUUUGUCUGAAUUUGGCUGUCUCACAAGGAGUAGUGGUGACAUUAUGCAUUCUAAAUCAGGGACAAAAAAAUGCCUUUUGAUUUUCAUUUAUUGAUCUUCAUUAUAAAAAUACAAUGAUGUUUGAAUACAUUUCUUUUCUCUGCAACAAAAUACCAGAGAUUUUGACACAAGCGGAGCAACAUGUGAGCAGAGUAAUGGUGGAAUAGGCAAAUAGCUCAUCAUGACCUCUGAAGUGACAGAUGUGUUGUAAUAUACAUACCAUAAUUAAAAUCAUAAUUGUGGAUAGCUAUUGGUUUUAAAAGUUUAAUGAUUUGGACAUUAGACAAGGUAAACACACACACAAACAAACACAUACUUUAUAUUGUAUUUUGUAUAGAACUUUAAAGACACAUAAGCUAUCAAGAGCUCUUCAUAUAUGUAUACAAAUACUAUAAGUAGCAUCAUACAUUUUAAUGCAGUAAAUAGUUUCCAGUGAAGUUCAUGGUGUUCUAGCUUUAUACAAGGCAGAUGUCACUCACCACUCUGUCAGAAUAGUGAAGCCAUCUUCCAUCCACUCAUGCUUUUUUUACCUUUCAUGGCCGUGGAAGUAUGUAGUCAGCUGUGCUAUGCCUAAGCUCUUGGUCUGUGAGACUAUCCCUUAAAUGUAACUCACAGGCACAGGUAAAGACAGUUAAGUUGUAUUGGCCAUGAUUCCACUCCAUAUAGCAUAUUACUGUUGGGAAGAGUUAGGGCUACACUGGCAUUGAUGUGGUAUGACUACUUAAUGGCAUAAUAAUCCAUUGGUGUGUAGUAGAGUUUGAUGUUUAGAUGCUAUAGUGUUGUAGUAAAACACCCAGAACAGCCUCCCCCAGAAGGUUGUGGGUUUCCCUCAUGUGUUGUGAUUUCAGUAGCAAUCUUUAGCAAUAUUUCAUCAUACUCUUAGAUUGAAAGAUUGAAUAUAGGUAACAGUCAAUUUGGAAUGACUGAAAAUUUUACCUUUUGUAUCUUUCAUUUUUAGCACAUGUCUUGUGAAAUGCAUGAGCACUCUCUGGUAUGCAGUUUGUGUCCCUGGAUCAGUCUGUGUUUAGCACAUAAGUGACUUCUAACAUCUCAUCUACAUGAGUGAAUUGUCAGAAUUGUAAUUAGGAAAUAUUUUCAUUGGCCUAUCAAUGAUGGAUAAAUUGGAUAAAAAAUUAUUACACAACUUGUGUAAUGAACAUGCGUAUGGGAUGCUAAUAUCAUUCUAGCAUAGUGAUUACUAAUUUUUUUUAUGCCAGAAUAAGAAGGUUCUGAUUGAGAAGAUCAUGAAAUAGAGCACAUCCUUGUAUUUAUUUCCAAAUUUGAGUGUAUUAUGUGAUUCUUGCAAGGUGGAGGAUCUGAUAUGUAGCGUGUAUAUGCAACCCAAGCAGGACAUACAGUAGUGGCCAGAAGAUGAUGGCCCCGAGUCUGCAUAUCUCAUUGAAUGCCUUUAAUAUCAAAAUAGCUUUCAUUAGUUUAAUGGGCAAUAUUUCAGGUCCUUUAUUUUCCAUGAUGUGAUUAUUACUUAUGUUCACCACCAUUUCAAAAUCAUGGAAAUAAAACUUCAUGUUGAAACUGAAAGAUGAUUGGAAUGUGAAGCAGUAUAGUGUGGCUCUAAGCAGCACAUUGGUUGAUGUGGCGGCUGGCCUCUUGUGGUCUCUUGUGAUUUGAACAUUAAACAGCUUGAAAAAUGCUUGCCUUAUAAAUGCUAAGAUUUAAACAUUUAUUUGUCAGAAUGUGAUAUUUUUAUACUUAAAAAGCCAAUCUGCUCUUGCCAGUUACUCAGGAGCUUCUUACUUACUAUACACAUAUCCAACAAGUCCCCGUAGUACUCAGCAGUAUAUCAGGUGCAUUGCAAGUUCAUACACUUCAGCAAGGGUUUAGUUGUACAAAGAGUAGCUUCAUACAAUAGUGAAGUGUGUUUAAAGUUGUGCACAAUUUUAAUCUACUUUUGAGAAAAAAUAUAUAUAUAUAUAUAUAUAUAUAUAUAUAU
Molecule: messenger RNA, 4113 nt
Organism: Portunus trituberculatus (swimming crab)
Lineage: Eukaryota; Metazoa; Arthropoda; Malacostraca; Decapoda; Portunidae
Product: myotubularin-related protein 9-like
Biological process (GO): negative regulation of autophagy
Source: RefSeq, a predicted model, not a curated record